AGGUCUCUUUCUCCCCCGAGAUGCCGUCGGUCGACGCAGGGGUUCGGCGACGCCCAUUCGAGGAAGCGCUGGCCGCGGCGGUGGCACGGCGUGUCUCCGCGGAAGAGUGGCGGCAGCUGCAGGUGCUGGGCCUCUGCGUGCCUUCCUGGUGCCCCAGGGCCGCGGAGCGGCCCUUGGGCUGGCGCCAAGUGCUGCGUCGGCUGGGCUUAAGCCAUGGGCCCCAGGUCCCGCUGCUCGCCAAGGUGCGGCUGCGCCUGGGCCCUUCCGAGGCGGAGGCCGGCUACAGCCUGCAGCGGCUGUUGGAGACCCGGCCUUUGGAGGCGCCGGCCUGGUACCUUUGGCCGGCCGCCUGGCCCGCUCGCCCCCCGCGCACCGCCUUCCGCAUGGCCCUGCCCACGGCCUUCUACAUGGCGUUCCACUGGGGCCUCUACAUCACGCGCCUGCACGCUAGCUCUCGCCACCGGGUGGCGCUCUGUGCGAUCCCCAAGGUGGGUUUGACGCAGUUUUUCUUCAUGAUGCAUCGGAUUUACGGGUUGAACAAGACCCUGGAUGACCUCUCCCAUGCGGCGUCGCGGUACGACGAGCGGAAGGUGCAUUACUCGCUGCACUACGACUUUUGGAAAGAUCCGCGGUGGAAGUUCGUGGUUUUCGUGCGCGAUCCCCUGGAGCGCUUCCUGUCCGCCUUUUUGGACAAGUGCCUCAAGCUGUCCACCCACUGCAGGGAGGACCACAGAAGAGGUUGGGAGAACGUCACCGACAGGAGCGGAUUGCCCGAGAAGGUCCGGGCCUUCGACUUCUUCGUGGCGCAGCCCGUUCCAACGCUGGGAAUGCUGGAGGAUGAUCACUGGAUCUUGCAGGCCGUCUACAUCGAGUUUGGGUGCAGCUUCUGGUGGCAGCGCCUGGACUUCGUGGGGCUCCUGACGGCGGACAAGGCCGCGGUGAACUUCCAGGUCCGCGAGAUGCUGCACGGCGUCUUCGGCUUCUCGUGGCGCAGUGCCGUCCAGCUGGCGGACGAGUUCUUCCCCAAGCGGGGCUUCUCUACGGAGGUGGACGCGGAUCACAGCAACAUCUACCGGGAGGGCCAGCAGGACCGCGCCACGGCCGCCCUGCGGACCUUCUACCGGAAGAAGGACACCCUGCACAGGGUGCUGCGCUACGUUUGGCAGGACUAUGUAGCUUUCCGGAUGCGGCUGCCGCGAUGGGCGCAGCCUUUGGCCAAUGUAAGUCUCUAGCAAAAGGCGCAGGGUGGAUGCCUGAAAAUUGCAGG
Molecule: messenger RNA, 1267 nt
Organism: Effrenium voratum
Lineage: Eukaryota; Dinophyceae; Suessiales; Symbiodiniaceae
Source: the annotation of a GenBank genome assembly